Messenger RNA from Fraxinus pennsylvanica, 312 nucleotides. The record is from the annotation of a GenBank genome assembly. NCBI's taxonomy places the organism in Eukaryota, Viridiplantae, Streptophyta, Magnoliopsida, Lamiales, Oleaceae.
AUGUGCCUCAAAAAGUACUCUUAUGGACAUGCAAAAGUUGGUUGUUCUGAUGGAUGCCGAUUCUUAGAAUGUAAAAAUGUCCAUGGCCAAAAGGAAGGUAUGAUUUGCAUCAAGGGAAAGGGUAUAUUAAAAGCCUGGUUCCCUUAUGGAAAAUACUUCCAGUCACCAGAAUCUGGUCCCACCUUCGAGGCACCAUGCAUCAGGUUCCCGAGGUCUCCUAGAAAUUUAGAUAAUCCUGAUAUGAUCUCAGAAACUUCUAAAGAAAUGGAUCUAGUUUCUUUUGAUCAUGAACUAGAAUACCACAAAGCAUGA